CAGUUGGAAUUUGUUGACAGUUCUGAAAUGUUUUCUAUGCGUGGUGGUUUAUUUAAUUUUACAUUGUUUGCACGAAAAUUGUAUCUUAAGUGAAUGUAUUAUUGAAUAUUUUGCAAAAUAAUAGAACUUCGUGUUGAAGAAAUGAGUAUUUGCUCGGGAAUAUUCGAUGACGAACGGCUAAUCGAAUUGGUAGAAAACCAUGAAAUUCUGUACAACAAACAUUGUACUGGGUAUAAAGGUGCUGGAGAAAAAACAGAGUCUUGGAUUAAAAUCGGCGAGGAAUUGGGGUUGACUGCAGAAGAAUGCGCCAAAAGGUGGAAAAGUUUAAGGGAACGGUAUUCCAGAGAACUCAAACUAGUUGAAAAUAACAACAACUAUGUUGUGGAGUGGCCUUUGUUUGGCGCGCUUUCAUUUUUAAGACAAUUUGUAAAACAACGGCAGGGGCGAAGCACCUUGAAUGAAGUGAACGACGAGUUGUUAAUCCAACUGGUACGUGAUCAUCAUGUACUUUACCAGAAAAGCUGUUUAGGGCUUACGUCGUCCAGUCAAAAGGCAGACGCCUGGUUUGAAAUCUCCGAACAGAUGGGUAUAACUGCCGAAGGAUGUUCUAGCAGAUGGAGAAGCUUACGAGAACGUUAUACCAGAGAACUAAAGCAAGCGGAAAUGCUUUCUGAAAGCAAUGAUGAUGCAAGUUUAUGUGUUCAGUGGCCUUUAUUUAAUUCGCUAUCGUUUUUAAGAGAUUCCGUUAAGCCACGACAUACCCGUGACUCUAAGGAUUCGGCUAUUGUUACGAUAAAAAGGAAAAGACGGAAACUCGUCUGCACAGACCAUAAUGAGGUUUCAGGCGCAUGUAACUCUCCAACCUUAGUAUGCAAAAAGGAAUUUUUUAUAGAUACAAUGUCGAUGCCUCCAGAUAAUGAGCUAUUUGCUCGAACUAUUGAAGAUUGUAGAGAAAAAAUGAUAAUACCAAAUGGUAAUCAGGAAAAGUUCUUUGAAUCACCAGAAAGUUGCAGAAAUAACAUAACGACAGCAAAAACUAAUGAUUCAAUAAAUUUAUUUGGUCAAACAGUGGCUGCAAUCAUUUCGGAAAUGAGUCAAGCGAAACAAGCAAAAGCAAUGCGGGUAUUGUUCAAUGCUUUAAUAACAAUUAAAACCGAACCAGAAGAAUCCUAAUGCCAAUUUUUCAAGAUAAAAUAGUAUUAAUUUCGUUUAAAAUUAAAUAUAAGCCAACAGAAAUGUAUAUAAAAACGAUGGAAAAUGUCCACUAAGUUUACUUUAGGAAAUCAUAAUUUUUAUAAUCGCUGUAAGCCAAAAAUUGUUUUUAAAUUGCAAUAAUUAUUGAUUUUGAAUGAAUAUACAUAAUUUUUGUUAAGAUCUCAA
Messenger RNA from Bactrocera dorsalis (oriental fruit fly), 1380 nucleotides. RefSeq lists its product as uncharacterized. Gene Ontology annotation, cellular component: transcription regulator complex; nucleus. NCBI's taxonomy places the organism in Eukaryota, Metazoa, Arthropoda, Insecta, Diptera, Tephritidae. The record is from RefSeq and is a predicted model, not a curated record. Gene Ontology annotation, biological process: regulation of transcription by RNA polymerase II. The transcript is spliced from 7 exons. The coding region runs from base 142 to 1173 and encodes 343 amino acids.